AUGUCGCAUUCCGUUGCGCGAGUCGCGACGAUCGGUCCGUCAGGGACCUCGAGAAGGCGAACGGAUCGCCGCGCGGCCGUCAUCGGGGCCGAUGGGCGGCGCGUUUCCCGCGAUGACGUGUCGACACCGACGCGACGGGCGCUCCUCCUCGGUCUCGCGUCCGUUCCCGCGCUCCCCGCGUUGGCCGCCACGGAGCUGAAGGGAUCGCCCGUCACGGCGACCAACGCGUACAUCGCGCUCAUGGACGGGCGGGACGCCAUCCAGUCCGCGAUGGAGCUUCAGGGCAUGGAGGAGGGCGGCCGACGGAAUCGGGUGCAGAACCUCCUCCCCAGGUUCGCCGAGAAGGCGGCCGUCAUGACCGCGCUGCUCCCCGCGGCGAUGAGGGAGAGCUACGGCGAGGUCGGCGGUGAGGGCGAGGGUGCGGGAUCGCUGCCGGAGGACAGGCUCGCGCAGAUGGAGGACAUCCUGGUGGGAGCCAAGAACCUCACGGUGCUGUCAAAGUACGUCACCGACGGCACCCCGUUCACGGAUGCGGAGAUCCCGCAGGUGACGUUCGAGAGCGCGAUCGCCGCGAUCGACAGGACCUUAGCGGACGGUGACGCCGAGGCCGUGAAGAAGGCCAAGGCGGAGAGAUGCAGGCGGCUGAUAUCCAAGGCGGUGGACAUGGAGGAGAUGAAGCAGUUCGCUAGUUCGAAAACUUGCGACUACUAG
Micromonas commoda is the source of this 711-nucleotide messenger RNA. RefSeq lists its product with no specific name. The record is from RefSeq and is a predicted model, not a curated record. NCBI's taxonomy places the organism in Eukaryota, Viridiplantae, Chlorophyta, Mamiellophyceae, Mamiellales, Mamiellaceae. The transcript has a single exon. The coding region runs from base 1 to 711 and encodes 236 amino acids.